Molecule: messenger RNA, 1083 nt
Organism: Thamnophis sirtalis
Lineage: Eukaryota; Metazoa; Chordata; Lepidosauria; Squamata; Natricidae
Source: RefSeq, a predicted model, not a curated record
GGUGACCUUGGCUCCACGAGCUAUUCGACCGUUAUCAUGUCCACCCUCUUUGGUAUCAUCUGCCUGGUGGGCGUCGUUGGCAACAGCCUGGUGAUCUGCGCCGUCUUGAAGAAAUCCAGCCCAGGCAGCACCGUGCCCGAUAUCUUCAUCGUCAAUCUUUCCUUGGUGGACCUCCUCUUCCUCCUGGGGAUGCCCUUCCUCAUCCACCAGCUCUUGGGCCAAGGGAGCUGGAAAUUCGGAGGGACCAUGUGUACCAUCAUCACUGCUUUGGAUGCCAACAGCCAGUUCACCAGCACUUACAUCCUCACCGCCAUGUCCAUUGACCGCUACUUGGCGACCGUCUAUCCUUUCUCCUCCACCCGCUUCAGGAAGCCCUCUAUGGCGAUCGCGGCCAUCUGCCUCCUCUGGGCCCUCUCCUUUCUCAGCAUCACGCCCGUCUGGAUGUACGCCCAGCUCAUUCCCUUGCCAGGUGAGCUCCUGGGCUGCGGGAUACGUCUGCCGGAUCCCCAGAGGGACAUCUACUGGUAUACCCUCUACCAGUUCUUCCUCGCGUUCGCCAUCCCCUUCACGGUCAUCACUGUGGCCUACCAGAGAAUCCUCCUGAAGAUGGCCAGGUCUUCUGAAGCCCUGACCAGGCAAAGAGGCACCCAGCUCCGGAUCAAACGAGUGACGCGCAUCGCCAUCGCCAUCUGCCUGGCCUUCUUCUUGUGUUGGGCUCCCUUCCACGCCCUACAGCUCGUCCAACUGGCCGUCGAGCCCACCUUGCCCUUCUACUACGCCUACAAUGUGGCCAUCAGCCUGGGUUAUGCCAGCAGCUGCCUUAACCCUUUCAUCUACAUCUUGCUGGGGCAGAACUUCCGUCGGAGAAUCACGGUGUCCGACCAACCUGCAGAUGUGGAGGGUCUUUUCCAACAUCAGGUCAAAAGCGGCCCUGGAGACCCCAGUGAAUCUGGGCAGCCUUUGCUACACUUAGUCUCUGUCUUGGCCAGAUAAGAGAUGACAAAUGGAUUUAAGGCCCAUUAGAUCCCACAGAUUAGGCCUCCUCCGGGUUCCAUCUACUGGCCAAUGUCAUCUGGCUACUUA